Messenger RNA from Cinara cedri, 5545 nucleotides. Lineage: Eukaryota; Metazoa; Arthropoda; Insecta; Hemiptera; Aphididae. The record is from the annotation of a GenBank genome assembly.
AUGACGUUUAUGGCCUUGAUAACGAUACCACUAUUACCCGCGAUCGGUGUGAUCGUUGACAAAUUCCGCGUGAAAAAAUGUCUGGUCAUGACAUCUCUGUUCGGGAUGAGCAUCAUGAUGUUUUCGUUCAUGUACGUGCCAAAAUUGCCCGCCGAGAGGGUUUCAAUGGUGGAACUGACGUGCGACUGGAAAACAAGAAACUUGAUCGUCCGCACCGAAAACGAUCAACAAACUGAAGGCAACCAAACGUUUUAUAUCCAAAACGUCGUCAAUGACGUAUUGGCCACGUGCAAAGUAUGACUUUUUUUAACUAUACUAUAAAAUAGAUCUUGGUGAAUUAGUCACGAACAAUUGAUAACCGAUCAAAAAAAAAAAAAAAUUAAUUAAGUAGAUAUUAAUUAAAUAUUAAAUAUUUAUUUAGUAUAUGUAUUUUUUUUUUUUUGUAAUAAUUUUUCAUACAUGGAUAAAUAAGUUAAAAAUCAAUAAAUUAUUUAAUUUUAUUAAAUUUAUUAAUAUCAUUUUAUUUAAAAAUUGUAUAGUUUAACCUAGAGAAGUCUAUAUAAAUCAAUACCUACAUAAUUAAUUUUUUUUUGGUGACCAAUUUGCAGCUACAAUCAAUUUGCAGUAACGUUCGCAAUUAAUUCAUCGGAUACUUUAUACAAAUCAUUUACUAACAAAUAACUUGGUCAUUUUUCUGUAUAUGGAAGGGUAUUUCAAAUUAUAUAACACAGUAAAUUUCACCAUGAAAUACAUAUUAUUCCAAAAAAAGGUCUAUGUGAUAUUUUAUCAAGAACCAUAAAUUAUUCGAAUGAUACGGUUUUUUUUUUUUUUAUUUCUUUGGAAUUUUACUAUUUAAACGACCCAAAAGUAUUUUUAAAUAUGUUUAACAUAUAACUUUAAUAUAUCUUAAACAUUAAAUGUUAAUAUAUACUUUACAGUAUACACAUUAAUGACGUCUGUUCUGAUUAUACUCUUAAACAAGCCGUAUUGUUUCAAACGCUAAAAUUAAUGUUCUUGGAGUUGUCUAAUAAUUUGUAUGGCUAUUGGAUUAACAUUUUACAUUGGAUUGCGAGGCAAACCAUUGGAUUUCAUCUGAUUUUGUAGUUAAUUUCCCCUAAUUUUUGCCACACUUAUGUUUGGAGUGAAACCACUAACACAUUUUGAUUUUCAAAUAGAAAUCUAUAUAAAAAAUUCCAUAAAUAGUUAAGUUUUAAUUUACAUUAAUGUUGACGUUAACAUUUUAAAUUUUCGCUGACCAUGGAUGAUGUUCUAUAAAUCAACGUACGGGUUUCACCACCAUACAUAAGUGUGAACGAAAUAAAGGCGAUGCAAUUUUUUGGAAAACGAUAUGAUUUUAAAAAGUUUCGACGUAGCCAUUUUUGAAAAAUAAGUAUAGUAUUUCAUGGUAAAAAUUGAACCUAAUAUAACAACUUAAAAUAUCCUGUAUUUUUCAGUGUGAUCAACAACAUUUUUUAGUGUGAUUCAUUAUCUCUGAAACUAUUCACUUUUUCGACAUUUGUGUUUUGGAAAAUUUGAGAAGCUCUGAAAUGUUACAGUACCGUUAUUUCGUUAUCCUUAUUUUAUAGAGUAAGACCACUAAUAGUGACCCACUUAUGAUUUUCAAACAGCAACGCAUUACACGAAUUUCAUAGAUAGAUGAAGUUUUAGUUUAAAUAUAUUUUGGUGUUACAAUGUUUAAUUUCCACCAGUGGUGAAUAGUGGUGAAUCCAUUGUUUAGUGGCGUGGCGUUUAAAUAGUGUUUCACUACUCUCCCCCUAACCAAAUAUAAAAGUGGAACACGCUGUCAAUGCCAAAUUGUACUAAAAAUACAAUUUUACCUAGUUGUAGAAUUAUUAAUAUAAAUUGUCAUUCAAAAAUCAAAAGCGAUUAGUGAUUUCACCAUCAAAAGUAAAGGUGACAAAUAAAAAAAGCCAAACAAAAUUGUAGAGUUGCUUGUUAAUUCUAACAAAUUCUGAAAAAAAUAUUAAUAAUUGCCCACACAAUGAGUGUCGUACCUAUAUUGAUUACUUUGUAAAUAUUAUUCAAUUUCUAAGAUACAAACAUGUUAUGGAUUUUAAUAAAGCACAGACAAAAAUAAAACAAAGUAAAAAAAAAAACCCUCAUUAGUUUGAAGAAAAUCGCGUACGCGUCUCGUUGUUUUUAAUAUUUGAAUAAAAAACGAUACACAAUUAAUUGUAUGGGAUAUUUUACAGUUGUUAGAGUGUCGAACUUUGAGGUCGGUUAACUAUGAUAUAAACGAUCAUAAAGGCCACCGAGUUAACACGAGGCGUCAGUUCGGAUCUAUCGGACAUUUAAAUAGUUAUGAUCGGGUAGACGUAGCGUUCAAAUUGAAAGACGUGAAACACGUAAUUACAUACUUUCUGUCGUAAUAUUCUGCUAUUGACACGUGUAUAGCUUAGCCUUUGUUGACCUAAUUAUAUUUUACAGGUCAACAAUUCGAAUGUUUUCCAUUUGACGUCCGUACAUGUUAACGAGAAGGAAACACCGUCAAUUGCCUGCAGCCCAUGGAAUUUUCCGACUUAUCGUUGUGUCAUUCAAUGUUCCAAUAAAAACGCAAUGAGGUUAGUCGCUAUGAGUACGGCGUACGGGAGGCGAAACAUUCUCGGAUUGUACCAGUUUUGGAUUUUCUUCACCGUUAUCACUUUGUUUUGGAUAUUCCUGAUGACAACGGUUUCGCUACAAAAUCCAAUUUGUUUGGACAUGCUGGGUAAAAAUAUAUACAGUCACGAUUGUUACGGGCGUCGGCUUAUUCCCUUUAAAUAUUAUAAAAUUAUAAUUAUUAUACGCAGCGCAGCAAUAGAGUAUUAUUUAAGUAUGAGCCACAACGGUAUUCGUGAAGUCAAAUUAAAUGAGCGAUAGUUGUUCGGCAUCAAAACUACAUUCUCCGGACGGGGACUGGUUGUCUAAAUCUACCUCAGCUGCUGUCAAUUUCGGGCGCACCGAAUCAGCAGGGCAACUAUCUACUAAAACUCCGGCGCAACGAAUGUGAACAAACAAUUUUAGCAAUAUAUUUAUGCGCGUAUUUUUGCACAACCCGGAUGCCGGGACCGAUGUGUGAGGUUAUCCCUCAACUGAGCAAUAACAUGUUGUUGUCGAAGACUUUAGGUGGAGGGUCUAGGGUAUAAUAUACCGGCCGCCGAAAACGCCUUUUCAUACGAGUCUGAGUACUAAAAAAACCUCGAGCACCUUCACGUCAGACAGACUUGUAAAUUAAUUAAAAAGUAUUAGAAAAUAUUUGAACUAAAUAAAAAUACUUAUAAAAUAUUGUGUCUACUCAUUCGAUUUAAACCUGACUCUAAGUUUGAAAAUACGCCCGCAACAUAAUAAACACUAUAACGCAACAUUAACAUCAUAAACAAUAAAGAAGUGCAUAGGAUAUGGCCUAACAUUUUUAUAUUUCGAAUGAUCAGAAAUUGAGACGAUUUGUUUCCAUUAUGCGACACAAAUAUUAUGUUGUGUUCGUUCUUUCAGAAUUCAAAUUAUACCGUGGUAGUCUGAGAUAAUUUAUAAUGUAAAUAUUACUAUUUAAACACAGAAUAAAUUAAUCUAUUCUACGAUUUUAAGAACAUACGCACCUAUAUUAAUCAUAGAAACUCUAGUAGCGCACGUAUUACGUAUUAGUUUGAUAAUGGGCCUUUGACUUCAGUUGACCGCCAUUCCAGAGACGAGUUUCUCAUCAGAUUAUAAUGGGCAUGUUCUAUCCUUUACGUUUAUUAUCUAUGGACGUCGCGUGUCGAUUCAUUUAAAUAAUUUAGGAAAUUCUAUAUAAAUUGACAGAUAACAAACCAGAAGAUUUCGGUAAACAGAGAUGUUGGUCAUCAGUAGGUUGGGGAGUAUUUUCGAUACUCAUCGGAUGGCUGGUAGACGUGUUCAGCGUCGGUAAAAAGGAAAAAGAUUACUCGCCAGUAUUCUAUUCAGGCAUUACGCUGACAAUAGUUAAUUUGUACGUGGUGUCAAAACUUCAAGUGCGUUAUAAUAUUAUACAUACAUAGUUAGGUUUAUCUAUAUUAUUAACGUUGGCCGCCGUUUUGCCGUCCUAAUAGGUCUUCGAAACCAAAAAAUCCAAAGGCAAAUGGAAGUGCGUACGCGGACUGUUCACUAAAUACUCCGUAAUUGUAUUUUACGCGUGGACAACAUUCAAUACAUUUUUUUAUACUAUAAUUAAUAACUUUUUAUUCUGGUAAGUAGGUGUACAAAUAGUUUACGUUUCACGUUAAACUUACACAACUAUAAUUAAUGCCGUAUAUAAUACUAUUGUUGUUUACAUUUUUUUUUCACCUCUGAUAUUCGUAGGAAGAAUAUUAUAUUGCCAUAUUGGUUCACUACGGUUUAGUGCCCGUUUAACUCUCAUUUGUCACAACCUCCCCCCUCAAGUUAGAAGUUCACUUUUAGACCAAACAGUCGCUUGUACUCAACAGUAUUUUAUAUUUACACGCAGGUAUAUGGAGGAACAAGCCAAGGUCAACAACGACCGCAACCAUCUAUUGAAGUGGAUAAAAACAUUACAAGGGUUGGUACAGGGCGUCCAAUGUUUAGGCGGCGAAAUUCCAUUUUUCUUUUGGUCUGGUUGGAUAAUCAAGAAUGCGGGGCACGCCAACUGUAUGGCCCUGACGCUGGGUUGCAUGGCCAUCAAGAUGUAUCUGUACACCGUGGUCCCGAACCCCACCUGGAUCGUGUUAGUCGAACUGCUCAACGGUCUGUCAUAUGCGUUGGGAUUCGCGAUGAAGAUGUCAUAUGCAAAAUUGAUUGCACCACCGGGUACGCUGUGCACGGUUGUCGGAUUAAUAGGAUUGGUUGACAAUGUUGGUACGUAUAAAUGUUACUAUUUAGUGCCUGUAUAAUAAGAAAGUGAUCAAUUAGGGAUUUGUUUUUUAUUGAUAUAUCCGUGGCAUGGGCGGCUCUAUUUUGCGACAUUUUUAAUAAUUUACUAUGUCCGGUAUGUUACUGCAAGCGCUAUUAGUCCACAUAGGGCCGUUAAAAUGUCUCGAUAAAGCCUCCACUGAGGUUAAAUAUUAUUAAGCCGUAAUAUACAAGACGAUUCACUGAGCCUACCAUUCCAUUUUUUUGAUUACAUUUUGCAUAUAUUUAAAUUCUGAUUUUUGGAACUUUUAAGUAUAGUUAUAAAACCGAUAUUUUUGAAUAUUUAGAUUUUUAACAACAUUUAAGGAGUAUUUUGUGAUGAUACUAACUUAAGUUUUUCAAAUGAAAACCUGUAUUAAAAAUAGCGUUCAAACAUUUUACUAAGUGUUUCGGGCAAAUAUUUUAAUGGAUUUUUUUUUUUACAGGUCAAUCUUUAGGUAGCUUGUUCGGUGGAUAUAUGUUCGGUAGGUACGGCGGAGUUUGGUCUUUUCGGGUUUUCAGUUCUGGCGCUGCGCUGAUGUGUUCCUUAACCAUACUGACGACCAGAAUUUUUCGACUGACCGAGGACUUAGAAAAAAAUAAUUACAUUGUGAUUAACAACGAUCCCGAAAUUCAAGCAAUCAAUUCCUGGAAAGGAGACGACAAUGCGGUUGUUGUAAAUUAA